AUUUUGGUCCUUUUCUGCAAAACCAAUAGAAAAAACCCCCAAAAACCUGAACGGAAGAGAGGAGAAAAAAGAGUGACAGUGGGAGAGAGAGAGAUCACUCCAUCGCCGUCCUGUCUUCAAAUGUCAAAUACGAGUAAUCUCUCUUUUUAAUUUCCUUUUUUUUCCGUGAAUUGAGCAUCGAAGGAGACGGGGUUUUUCUGAUUGGAAUUCUGAAGAGUGCGCAAAGAUCAACGAGGGAAAUUCAUUUGAGACAGAUACGGAAGAUAUGGCUGGAUCAGAUGAGAACAAUCCAGGAGUUAUCGGACCCUCACAAGAAGUGGGUUUGCGUGCCGGGGCCCGGGGGAAGUUCGCGGCGGCUACUGGGCAGAAUCGGAGGGCAUUGAGCAUCGUUAAUCGGGAUGUAGUCGGAGCUCCACCUUUCCCUUGUGCUGUCAAAAAGAGACCUUUAUCUCAAAGAAAUGCAGUCUCUAAUAAGAUCCCAUCCACACAUGUGCAUAGACCAAUUACUAGGAAGUUUGCUGCGGAUAUGGCGAGCAAGCAGCAAAUGAAACCAGAGGUUCCAAAUGAAUCGGAUGAUUUCACUAUCAUAGAUUUGGAUGACCCCAAGGAAAGUAAUGACACUGAAGUGCCUAUGUUUGAGCGACAUGUUGAAGCUAUGUUGGAGGAGAUUGACCGGAUGGAGGAGGUUGAAAUGGAAGACAUUGCUGAAGGGCCGUUUUUGGACAUUGACAAUGGUGAUAAAAAGAAUCCGCUUGCAGUUGUUGAGUACAUUGAUGAUUUAUACAAAUUCUACCGGAAAGCAGAGUGUACUGGUUGUGUCCCUCCAAAUUAUAUGGCCCAACAACAUGACAUUAACGAAAAGAUGAGAGCUAUCCUCAUUGAUUGGCUGAUAGAGGUUCAUUACAAGUUUGAGCUGAUGGAAGAGACCCUAUAUCUGACAGUCAAUGUAAUUGAUAGAUUUUUAACAGUCCAUCAAGUUGUGAGGAAGAAACUUCAGCUGGUUGGAAUAACAGCCAUGCUUCUUGCCUGCAAAUACGAAGAAGUUUCUGUUCCGGUUGUGGAGGAUCUGAUUCUGAUUUCUGAUAAGGCUUACAGCAGGAAAGAAGUGCUUGACAUGGUUUGUGAUUCAACAUUGUGUCUCAUUAAUAUAUUGAUGAGUAUAAGUAAAAAGGGUGAUACAUACAUACAUCUUGAUUUGCAGGAGAAAUUGAUGAUCAAUACUUUACAAUUCAAUCUAUCUUCUCCUACACCAUAUGUGUUUAUGAGGAGAUUUCUCAAAGCUGCUCAAUCUAACAAGAAGCUUGAGCUUUUGUCGUUCUUCAUGAUCGAGCUGUGCCUAGUCGAAUAUGAAAUGCUUAAAUUUCCACCUUCUUUAUUAGCUGCUGCUGCUAUUUUCACUGCUCAGUGUACUAUUGGUGGGUUUAAGCAUUGGAGCAAGACCUGUGAGUGGUAUACCAACUACAAAGAAGAGCAGCUUGUGGAUUGCUCAAGAAUGAUGGUUACUUUCCAUCAGAAAGCAGGGACAGGGAAACUUACAGGCGUACAACGCAAGUAUUGCACAUCUAAGUAUGGUUAUGCUGCAAAAACUGAACCAGCGACUUUUCUCCUUGAGGCAAAAUCCUAGCACAACUUGAAAGCAUUUGCUUUUUUAUUGACCAAAUAAAGCUGCCAAGAAACCUAACUAUGAACUGAGAGGGGAUAGGGGAGCAAAAGAGCAACACAAGUUGCCCCAGGGUUUAUGAAUAUGACGCUGUCUGACUCAGUGUUUGCCUUUUUUUAGUUUUAUAUCUUAUUUGAACUUAACCAGAUUAUGUUUGUUUUUCAUUUUCUCUUUCCCAGAGAGAAUAAAUUGUAGAACUGUUCCAACAAACCCAUUUUUAUUUGUUUAUAUAUCACAAGCAACUUAGACUUAA
This is a messenger RNA of Gossypium raimondii (Peruvian cotton), 1913 nucleotides long. RefSeq names its product G2/mitotic-specific cyclin-2. Bases 266 to 1624 code for a protein of 452 amino acids. Gene Ontology annotation, molecular function: cyclin-dependent protein serine/threonine kinase regulator activity. Gene Ontology annotation, cellular component: centrosome; cytoplasm; nucleus. The record is from RefSeq and is a predicted model, not a curated record. Lineage: Eukaryota; Viridiplantae; Streptophyta; Magnoliopsida; Malvales; Malvaceae. Gene Ontology annotation, biological process: mitotic cell cycle phase transition; regulation of cyclin-dependent protein serine/threonine kinase activity. The transcript has 11 exons.